Aegilops tauschii subsp. strangulata is the source of this 1091-nucleotide messenger RNA. NCBI's taxonomy places the organism in Eukaryota, Viridiplantae, Streptophyta, Magnoliopsida, Poales, Poaceae. The record is from RefSeq and is a predicted model, not a curated record.
CGCCAAGGAAGGGCAUGAACAGGACAACUGCUGACUGGCUAGUUAGACUAGGGCCGUAUGUUAUAGAAUGGGAGACAGCAAACACAAAUCUAUGGCACGAGAAUCACAAUUUCGAUCUCGAUGAAUUCAAUCUCUAUUUGCGGCGCUACAUGACCGGAACACGGUUACGCAUUGUUGAGUACUCCCACCCAGAGGAGUUACCGGAUCCUACUCCGUCGGAUAUGUACCCGAGCUAUGAUACUUCGGGCUCUAGGCAGUACGCGGCUACCUUGACACGCGAACUGUACGACGACGUGACCACGUUUGGACGAUCACUAUCGUCUGGACCUCUUCUUCAACAUUGUCCAGUGGUACAGCCCUUCUUGGAAAGAAUUCAGAAUAAGAUACGGACUGUGUACGAGGCUAUCACGUGCACCCGGAGAACCGAUGUUGUUCAGCACGAGCAGGAGCAGCCGCGUCACUCCAUGCAACGACAUCAACCACGUCCACGCCUAGCACAGCAGCCGACAACCAGGCCACCCCGUCCUGACCAACCUGGCAGUUCUACGUGGCACCCGCAGCACUAUGGUCCCACGUCGAGCUUCGUGUUUUCUCCACAGCCACAGCAGCAUGGUCCCUCCAGUUUCGUGUUUCAGCCAGAGCAGACGUCACACCCAGCAGGUAUGUGUCUUCAUAUUUAUUGUUUUCAAUAUUAAUUGACGCGACCUCAUUCUUCAUGAUGAACCGUUCCAUCGCGUAGGGGCCUAUGGAUAUCAGGCAUCUAUGUCGGCAUCACAUGAUACGUGGGGGAGUGAUCAACAUCCCGAGGACAACAUACAGGCUCAGAUGUCGCAGCACACCCAGUGGAUGAACAUGUUUUCGACUCCUCCACCAGGCCCCACACAGGAUACACAGCAUGACCAGGGAGAGUCUGAGAUUCCUCCUCGUCACGUUAGGGCACCCGACAGGUUGGGAUGGUCCCCGAUUCCAGAUCCGCCUCCCCGCCAGGCCAGACGUCGUCACUGACGCUUCUAUGUAUCUGUAUCAGUAGAGACAUUACCAUCUAUUUCUGUGUAAGACUUAUGUCUAUUCUAUGUAUGAGACAAAUGACU